Molecule: messenger RNA, 3068 nt
Organism: Labrus bergylta (ballan wrasse)
Lineage: Eukaryota; Metazoa; Chordata; Actinopteri; Labriformes; Labridae
Source: RefSeq, a predicted model, not a curated record
UCUAACCCAGACACCAUGAAAGCUUGACAUACCGUAAAUGACUGAUCAAGGAAGCUGAUGCAGACAUGGGUUUCAGUUUAACUCAGAAACCGCUGGUGCCCGGAUAUGCGCUCUGUUUGGACCUUUGUUUGCGUAUAGCAUGAGAGUAAUGACAAAGGGCAAUGCAUUGAUUGUGUGUGUGACAGAUGGGCUUUUGUGUGAAAUGUACGUCUCACCGCCGACAUGACCUCCAGCGUCACACGUAGAGGAGUGCAGCGCGUACGGGUGGGAGUUGUCUGGAGAAACGCAUUGUUGUGUUGGGGGAUGAGCAGUCGGUAGUGCUGCUGCUGUUACUGUGCUAUUUGCCUCCUGGUCGACUUUGGCUAGCGAGUGACUCUAACUUAUGAAUGGUCCACAAAGCAGAUGACUGUGUGUUCUCUGUAGAUUUGAAAACCGAAACUUCCCAGGCACCAAAAACAGGCCUCUUUCUCUCUUUCUCUCCACACUACCCGCCCGUCGGAUGAGAACAGUGUGUACGGAUAUAGAGCCACUUAGCAGGCCAUAUCGCCAUUGCUUUGUAAGGCUGCCUUGCUACCGUCUUCUUCAACUAGCGAAACUGUUCCAACCGAGCAACACGGAGCGGCAGCAUGAAGAAGAAAGCUCGGCAGCACCGGGCUGCGGUGCCACAGAGGCCGCCGUCUCCCAUCAAGCCUUCCCCCAACAAGCAGAUCUUGACUUACGCGCAGGCGCAGCGCAUGGUGGAGUUCGACAUCGACGGGCGCCUCCACCGGGUCAGCAUUUACGAUAAGCUGGACGUGAUCUCUGACGACGACCCCACGGUGCAGGAGAUGAUGGAGUGCACCAGCAAUAAGGAGAACGCCGAGAAACCGCAGCAGCAAGUUCUCCUGCGGUCGGUCAGGCUAAAAAACAACCAGGAGAAGAGAAAUGCAGCGCUCGGGAUCACCAGUCCUGGAGAGGGUGUAGGACAAAAUACUGGCGUUAAUGCCGGUCCAAAGCUUCCAGAGCCUAAAUUUCGUACGGUGGAAUAUAAUCGCCCGGCGGUUCCUAAGCGUCCAGCUGUGUUUUAUAAAUACAUAGAAAAGACGGAGGAAGAGCUGGACGAGGAAACGGAGUAUGACAUGGAUGAGGAAGACUACGCCUGGCUGGAUUUGGUCAAUGAGAAACGAAAAAGCGAAGGAGUCAGUCAGGUCUCUUAUAAUGUUUUUGAGUUUCUUAUCGACCGCUUUGAGAAAGAGUUAUACCUGGAGAGUCUGGAUCAAUGCAGUGAAAGUCAUGUUCCUGUUGACGAGGACGCGGUCUGCUGCAUCUGCAUGGAUGGAGAGUGUCACAACAGCAACGCUAUCCUAUUUUGUGACAUGUGCAAUUUGGCUGUGCACCAGGAAUGCUAUGGUGUACCCUACAUUCCUGAGGGCCAGUGGCUCUGCAGACACUGUCUCCAGUCACCAAACCAGCCUGCCGACUGCAUACUUUGUCCCAAUCAGGGCGGAGCGGUAAAAAAGACAGAUGAUGACCGUUGGGGCCAUGUAGUGUGUGCCCUCUGGGUGCCUGAGGUUGGCUUUUCAAACACCACCUUCAUCGAGCCCAUCGACGGCGUCAGCCACAUUCCUCCAGCUCGCUGGAAGCUCACCUGCUACCUCUGUAAGGAGAAAGGCGUUGGGGCUUGCAUCCAGUGUCACAAAGCAAACUGUUAUACGGCCUUCCACGUCAGCUGUGCCCAAAAGGCCGGCCUCUUUAUGAAGAUGGAGCCGAUCAAAGAAGUGACUGACUCAGGAGAUCCUACGUUCUCUGUGAAAAAGACAGCCUACUGUGGCGCUCACACGCCUAACGGGUGUAUAAGGAGACCACUUACAAUCUAUGAUGAUGCCAAACCCAAAAAUGGACUAUGUAAAAAAGGUGGAGGUGUUGGUAAAGGGCAGUCAAAAGGAAAGAAGAAGAGUAAGAGUAAGAAGCCUGAGCCUGAGCCUGAGCCUGAAAGUGAAAAUGCAGGCCAUGUUAGUGUGCCUACAUUUCCUGCUCACAGGUUACAAACCAUUCUGAACCAGGUGUCAGUUCAGAAGAAGAAAGCCUUUGUGGAGCUGGUCCUGAAUUACUGGACGCUUAAGAGGCAGUCCAGGAAUGGGCUUCCCCUCAUCAGGCGCCUCCAGACAAGCCUGCAGUCUCAGAAGAAUGCGCAAGCGAGGCAGAACGAGGAGGAGAGCAGGGCACUGAAGGACCAGUUGAAGGAAUGGCAUCGUCUCAGACACGACCUGGAGAGAGCCCGUCUGCUGCUGGAGCUGAUCCGCAAGAGGGAGAAGCUAAAGAGGGAGGAGAUCAAACAGCAGGAAACCCUCCUGGAGAUGCAGCUGACUCCUUUCAGUAUUUUGCUCCGGGCCCUCUUGGACCAGCUCCAGUCGAAAGACCAGGCCAAGAUCUUCACCCAGCCGGUCGAUGUCAGCGAGGUGCCCGACUACCUCGACCACAUCAAGCACCCGAUGGACUUCUCCAGCAUGCGGCAGCGCAUCGACGCACAGGGCUACAACAACUUGGAGCAGUUUGAGAGCGACUUCAACCUCAUCGUUGAUAAUUGUAUGAAGUAUAACUCAAAAGACACGUACUUUUACCGGGCUGCCGUCCGCCUCCGAGACCAGGGCGGGUCUCUGCUUCGAAAAGCCAGAAAAGAUGUGGAGAAAAUCGGCUUUGAUUCGGAGAGCGGCAUGCAUCUGUCGGAAGCGCCUGAAAUGAAAGUGACGCCAUCGUUUUCUUGGGAGGACGUGGACCGCCUACUAGUGCCAGCCAAUCGGGAGCAUCUUUCUCCGGACAAGCAGCUGCAGCAUCUCCUGGAGAAGUUUGAUCUGACCUGUGCCAUGAAGUCCAGCCCGUCCCGCAGCAAGCGCCUCAAGCUGCUCAAGAAGACCAUCAACGACGUGCGCAACGAAAUGAGCCUGAAGAGAGUCCAUCCCUCCCACCAUCACCAUCGCUCUUCCUCCUCGACUCCCUCCACGUCGGCGUCAUCGUCAUCAGCUUUACCCCACCCACCAGAGUCGAGGAAACCUAAAGAAGAGAGAUGGAGGCCAAUGGACAUUUUCUAG